Molecule: messenger RNA, 843 nt
Organism: Neoarius graeffei (lesser salmon catfish)
Lineage: Eukaryota; Metazoa; Chordata; Actinopteri; Siluriformes; Ariidae
Product: G-protein coupled receptor 35-like
Exons: 1
Coding region: 1-843 (280 amino acids)
Biological process (GO): positive regulation of Rho protein signal transduction; phospholipase C-activating G protein-coupled receptor signaling pathway
Cellular component (GO): membrane
Molecular function (GO): G protein-coupled receptor activity
Source: RefSeq, a predicted model, not a curated record
AUGAUGAACAUCUCCAACACAGUGAACUCCUCCAGCCACUCGGAGGAAGAGUGGGAGCUCAGCAUCAACCUCUUCUUCAUUACACCUCUCCAUGUGAUAAAUUAUCUCCUGGGUCUUCCUCUAAACUCCUAUGUCUUCGUGCUGCUGUUAGAUGGACGCAGGUCUUUGGAUCCGUGUGACAUUUUGACUCUCAAUCAGGCUGCUGUUGAAAUCUUCUUCCUGCUCCUGGCACCUUUCCACAUCAUGUGCGAUGUGGAAACAGAGUUGUGUUUCUAUAAAGCGAUGGGGUUUGUCAUCGGCAUGGGGAUGGUGGUGCGCUCUCUGCUCCAGUGUUUGGUAUGUUUGGAGCGCUACGUGGCCGUCAUCCAUCCCGUCACCUUCCUGAAGUUCAGACCUCUCAGGUACCGAGCUGCGAUCUGCAUCGUGACGUGGUCGAGCGGAUUGGCGUGUGGCGUUGUCUGCAUGUUCAUGUUCCCGUUCCUGCCCUACAGAGUUAUCCUCACCUACGCUGUCAUCAUCCUAAGCAUCAGCGUCUUCAGCUGCGUGUCCAUUCUGAACAAGCUGAGACAUCCAGGACCAGGGGAGAGGAACGCUGGCAAGGGGGUGGAGGACGCAGCCAAAAAACGGGCCUUUCAAGUCGUGGCAAUAAACCUGCUGAUGUUUCUGAUCCAGAACAUCCCAAUCUCCGUCGUCUUCUGCAUGCAGGACACAUUGUCCAUGACGGACUUCAGGCUGGCUCUAGUGAUCAGUCUGGCCAUUAACAUCAUGAUGGGUUUCAUGAGUCCAGUUUUUGUGCUUCAUAAAGCUGGAAAACUCUCGUGUUUAAAAUCCACAUGCUUUUAA